This is a messenger RNA of Durusdinium trenchii, 3474 nucleotides long. Lineage: Eukaryota; Dinophyceae; Suessiales; Symbiodiniaceae. The record is from the annotation of a GenBank genome assembly.
AUGCACCGAGGCUUGUUGGGGUUCUUGACUGUUGCUGCUGAGCUUUGUUUAGACGAUGGAGUGCCUGAAGAAGCUCGACACUACAUCCUGGACAAUGAGCCUUGCCUGUGUGGAGACGGGAAGCAGAUCCCCAUUGGACUCUUGCGCUGCAACUGGGCCUCUUCGGAGAUCAUGACGGAGAUCGUACAAGUGCUCAUUCGAGAGCGCUUAGGCUUUCACGCAGAGCUCCAUCCGGUGAAUGGGAAGUUUGGUGCCUCGCCCUUCUUCGCACUGGCUGGCUGCGAUGACUUUGAUGAUACCACCAAGAGGCGCUGUGGACACCAGGAGACCAUGGUGCACGUGGCCAUGGACGCCUGGAUUUCAGGCUACGGGCACCAGUGGCGGCAAUUCCAAGAGGAAUUUCCUGUCAUCGCUCCAAAAGAUAUGGGCACCAUGGGCUACGAAGGAGAAGAGACAAUGUAUGUGUCUAAGGAAGUCUUAGCGUCAGCCUUCGGGGACGCGGGACUUGCCUUGGACUUCUACAAGAGCUACAAUACGACUCGGGAUGACCCGAAGAAGUAUUUUGACCACGUCCAGAAUAUCUCUCUUGACGAGCUGUUGCUUUGCAACGAGAGCAACUUCUUCGUCGACAGCUACAUGAGAAACUACAUCAAGUUUUCCGGAGAUGUGGACGGGGUGCUCGAGCAGAAUGGUUCCUUCGUGGCGAAGUGCGUUCAUGGACGUUGGUGGAUGGCUCCAACAUGCCGCGCCAGCUUUCCAGAGUGCAUUCCGCUCUUCACUGCCGGAAAUGGCUGGAGCCUUCAGUCCCUGAUGCAGUGGGCCACUGCCUAUUCCAUUCCGGCUGCGCUUGCCAUCUCCAGCAGCUACUCCAACUGGAUCACCCAUGUCGAAACGCAUCGCAGCCUGUGGUAUUGGUGGAUCCCGGAUUCCACUUUCAUCGAAAUGGAGCCGGAACAAGUGAUUCUCCCGCGCCACAGUCCCUCUGGCUGGGCGCGAGGGGACAAAAGCACAGGUGCCACGGGCAGUUACAUUGGAAAGAUGGUCAGCGCCAAUUUGUACUCGAAGGCCAGCAGAGUGGAGGAGUUUGUGUCGAGUGUGCUGAUGGAGUUGGGGGAGAUCAUGGAUCUUCUCUUGAAGGCCAAGCGGAGCUCAAUGAAAGAAGCCGCUUGUGAUUGGAUCCGCCUGAACCGAGACAAGUGGGAGGAGUGGGUGACCAUUGAGACCAGCUGCACGGCGGGCUUUGGUCUGGUCGAUGUGGAAGGCCAGUUCCUGGCCAAUCGCUCGGGCGCCAGCACCUGCGAACGCUGUGCCGCCGGAUUCUUCUCGCAAGAGUACGUGGAUGACAAGGGGAAGACGCAUCGCUGCGUGCCCUGCGCGCCGGGCACCAGCCAAUCACAGUCUUUGUCUACCACGUGUGAACCUUGCGCACGCGGGACCUUCAGCAACGUGCCAGCCAGCAAGGAGUGCCGAGUUUGCGGAGUUGGAUUUUAUCAAAGCUUCCAAGGACAGAUGGAGUGCUCAGCCUGUGCUCCCGAUCGAACCACGCAGCUCUUGGGCGCGACUGAGCCUCAGGAUUGCGUGUGCAAGGCCAAUGCGAUUGAGACGACUCACGGUCAUUGCGUCGCCUGUAGUGUGGGCCUUUGGUGCCCCCUGGGCAGCACCGUGACGUUGCUCCAAAGUGCCAAUGGCACCGAUCCAAGUGGGCCUCAUGUGGAAGCAGGCUAUAAGGCGGACGCUGAGAACCCGCUGGAGGUCUACAAGUGCACGGACCUCGCUUGUCCAGGUGGAGCGCCGGGCACGUGCAAUGGCGGCCUCGAGGGACUGGCCUGUGGCAACUGUGCUUCAGGAUUCUAUUUUUGGUCCGAGACGUGCCAACGCUGUGGCCUGGGCGCUCCGGUGGCCUGGACCAUCGUCUCCAUCCUCUUGGCCAUCGGUAUUUUCAUCUCCUACUACCCCUUGUCCUUCCCCUAUGUCGCGAAAGCCAGCGCCUUCUUUUCGGCCACCGCAUCCUUUGGCAUUCUGUUCGGCUUGCUGCAGAACUUGGGGGUCUUGAGCACCGCCUUGACCUGGGAAAACGGCAGCAAUCCGCUGCUGCGCUUUGCCUCGAUCUUCGUCUUUGACCUGAAUGGCUUUGGUUUCAGCUGUGCGGCGGAAGGCAAUGCCAAGCCGUACAGCAUCAUCGCGUCCUUUUUCUGGCUGGUGGUCCUCUUGCUUCCCAUUUGUGCCAUUUUGACCAACUACCUCCCCUGUUUGUCUCGCCGGGGCCUGGCCUGGGAAGCUAUGAAGACGGUGAAUGUCAUUGGGCACUUUCUCCAGGUGGCCACCACAACCAUGAGCAGCGUGGCCUUGCUGCCCUUCAUGUGCUACCAACAUCCCUCUGGGAAGGAGAGUGUUUUGAAGUUUCCCAAUGUUUUGUGCGGCAGCCCUGAGCACAUCACCAUGCAAUCUGUGGGGAUAUCUCUCAUGGUGCUGGGUGUGGCCUUCCUGGCGGCGGCUUGCUUUGCUGCUCGGAUGGCGCCCAAGUGGUCCGGAACCCGGAAGCUCCGAGCCAUUGUCUUCCUGAUCCAACGCUUCCGGCCAAGCACCUGGUGGUUUGGCCUGGUGCUUUUGGCCCGAGGGAUGCUCUUGUCCUUACCAGUGGUCUUUGCGACGAAUAUGCCCGGCCUUCAUUUGAUGCUCAUGCUUGGAAUUCAGCAGGCCUAUUCCUACAUGCAGCUUUGGUUCCAUCCAUGGAAAUCGCCCAUCCUCAAUCUUGGCGAUGCAGUCUCCACUGGAUUGCUGGUGAGCCUUCUAGCCACGUCGUUGGCCUGUCUCGACACUUGUCCAGACAUCCUACAGACCCUGCGUGCCGUGGUCUCCUUGAUGCUGAUCACAAGCUUGGUUCUGUUGGUCUUAAUCACCACCUUGAACUUCUUUUACGUUUCAGUGACCCGCAAGCAAUUGUCGCUCUUGGAUUUGGGCAAGACAGGUGAUGCGGACUCUGUGCUUGAAGGACUUCGACAAAUCGCAGACUUCUUAUCCAGGGACCGGGAAGAGAGUACUUCUCUCAGCAAGGGCUUGGCGAAGUUAUGCGCUUAUGACUUGAACUGUGUCAUGGAAGCCAUCGAUGUCUUGCUCGAUGAUUGGGAGAUUGUCCCCUCGGAGGAGCGGCGGUCCACGUCCGCGUCCACUUCCCGUAGCCGCAGUCGGAUCUCCUUGGCGCCGAACCGCGACUCCCUCAACUCGCGGGGCAAAGGAAGCAAGAGGCAGCGCGUGUCGAUGCUGGCCUUGGAAGAGGCCAUGGUGGCGCCCGUCGAAGCCGAUGGCGCCGGACACAUCAACGGCGGGAGCUUGGACAACUCGGGCAACUCGAAGAAGACCGAGUCGUUUGGUGAGGUGAUCUAUGAGAAGGAAAAGCUGGACGAUCUUCCAGAGUGGGCAGAAGCGCACGAAGAACGCCAUUUGGAGUCAAAGACUCCCAGAUGCUCUUUGUAA